UUUCAAUUAUCCAAGGAAUUCUUCAAAAUUUUCAGCCCUUUCGAAACCUUUUCCCUCACAUUAUCAUCUCAAACCGCUCAUUCCAGAAUGUUUGUAUGAGAAUCUAAACAAGAAAGAUAACGAUAAACUCAAUCGACAUGGCCAUUACUAGAACCAUCUUCUUAUUCUACACCAUUGCUUCACUAGUCCUCGUAUCCUCAGCUCAAACGUGUCGAAACUACAAAUUUUCUGACAAGACUAUUUAUAAGUCGUGCACUGACCUACCGGUUCUACGAGCUCACCUCCAUUGGAAUUAUGAUUCCUCCGCAAAAAUAGUUCACAUCACUUACAGAGCAGUCCAAAAAUCUCAAGGAUGGAUAGCGUGGGGGAUCAACCCGGUAGGAAGCGGUAUGGUGGGAACGCAAGCACUGGUUGCCUUCCAAGAUAGUAAUGGGAAAAUGAAAGCAUACACAACUCAAAUUACGAGUUACGACCCUGAAAUGAAACCAGAACCUCUCAGUUUCCCAGUCUCACAGAUUUCAGCAAACUACAUAAAUGAUGAGAUGAUCAUCUCCGCUGUUCUUGGCCCGCUUAACGGAACAACUUUUAACAUCGUCUGGCAAGCUGGAAAUUCAGUGCUAAAUGAUGUUCCUCAAUCUCACCCGUAUUUUGGUUCAUAUAUUAGAUCAUUUAAAUCUCUGGAUUUCCUGUCAUCGUAG
Amaranthus tricolor (Joseph's coat) is the source of this 698-nucleotide messenger RNA. Its product is annotated as cytochrome b561 and DOMON domain-containing protein At5g47530-like. NCBI's taxonomy places the organism in Eukaryota, Viridiplantae, Streptophyta, Magnoliopsida, Caryophyllales, Amaranthaceae. The record is from RefSeq and is a predicted model, not a curated record. Bases 138 to 698 code for a protein of 186 amino acids. The transcript has a single exon.